AUGGCCUCCCACUGCUCCUCCCGGCCCGGGCCGUCGUCUCCCGGCGGCGGCCUCGAAAAGCUCCCGUCCUCCUCGAUCCGCGUCCUGCGCUCUGUCGAAUCCCUCCGCCGCUGGCGCCGGCCGCACCUCCUCGACCGGCGCUCCGUCGCCCUGGUGCCCACGAUGGGCGCGCUGCACGAGGGCCACCUCUCGCUGAUCCGCGCGGCCGCGCGCGAGAACCACCACGUGGUCGUCUCCAUCUACGUCAACCCGGCCCAGUUCGGCGUGCGCGAGGACCUGUCGUCCUACCCGGUCACCUGGGACGCCGACGCCGCCGCCCUGGUGAAGCUGGAUCGCGAGUUGGCCGACGACGGGCAGAACCUGGGCCGCAUCAGCGCCGUGUUCGCCCCGACCACCGCCGAGAUGUACCCCGGCGGCUUCCCCGGCCAGGAAGUGCUGGAGGGCAGGUCGCGGCCGACCUUCUUCCGCGGGGUCGCGACCGUGUGUAUGAAGCUGUUCAACAUCGUGCAGCCGGAGCGGGUGUACUUUGGGCAGAAGGAUGUGCAGCAGACCGUGGUGAUCAAGCGGUUGGUGCGCGACUUUAUGCUGCCGAUCGAGGUGGUUGUGGGGCCGACGGCUCGGGCAGAAGACGGGCUUGCGCUGAGCUCGAGGAACGUUUAUCUUGGCGGGAGGAGGCGCGGCGUGGCUACCGUGUUGUACAGGGCGCUCCAGGCUGCGGAGGAGGCUUAUAAAAGCGGUGCGAGAGAUCGCGGCGCGGUCUUGGGCGCAGCUGAGAAGUUGCUGGGCGAGGCGCUCUCGGAGCAGACGGCGCUCGCGCCGGAGAGGCGGGUGCGGUUCGAGGUCGACUACGUUUCGCUGGCUGAUCCUGACACGAUGGAAGAGCUGCCCGUUGUUGACCCUGCGAAGGGAGGCAUCCUCAGCGGUGCGGUGAAGAUGUUGCCCGUUGAGGUCCCGCGGGACGGAGAGGACCUUGGCCACAGCGGAGGGCCGGCCGUCAGGCUGAUCGACAACAUCAUACUGCAACCUGCCGAAUAG
Chaetomium strumarium is the source of this 1035-nucleotide messenger RNA. RefSeq lists its product as uncharacterized. The coding region runs from base 1 to 1035 and encodes 344 amino acids. The record is from RefSeq and is a predicted model, not a curated record. Gene Ontology annotation, molecular function: pantoate-beta-alanine ligase activity. The transcript is spliced from 2 exons. Gene Ontology annotation, biological process: pantothenate biosynthetic process. Lineage: Eukaryota; Fungi; Ascomycota; Sordariomycetes; Sordariales; Chaetomiaceae.